AUGGAACGAGAAAAUGGCGACGACUCCGCUGGAAGAGUUAUAUUAACAAACAGAUCGCCUAUAGCAAGCAAGCUUCUUAAUGGAAUUACAGGGUUCAAGAACGGUUGCAUAUGGAAGUCAUGCCUGUUAGGGAAUUAUAAGCAGAAAAUGCGAUGGAUGGGUAUGAUGCUGAGUCAACGAUCCCAUGUUUAUGACGGAGCGUUAGCCGGGGCUAUCUUCCGGGGUCGUAGUGGGCAAUGGGACGUCCAUGUUUCAGUCUAUGGAGCGGUGCCGCGUUUACCUCCGAUUCGUGUGCUUGGACAUGACCAGUUGGUCAUGAAUUCUGAGUAG
Messenger RNA from Ambispora gerdemannii, 330 nucleotides. The record is from the annotation of a GenBank genome assembly. Lineage: Eukaryota; Fungi; Glomeromycota; Glomeromycetes; Archaeosporales; Ambisporaceae.